Rhinocladiella mackenziei CBS 650.93 is the source of this 1275-nucleotide messenger RNA. RefSeq lists its product as uncharacterized. Gene Ontology annotation, molecular function: malate transmembrane transporter activity. Gene Ontology annotation, cellular component: membrane. Gene Ontology annotation, biological process: malate transmembrane transport. The record is from RefSeq and is a predicted model, not a curated record. The transcript is spliced from 2 exons. NCBI's taxonomy places the organism in Eukaryota, Fungi, Ascomycota, Eurotiomycetes, Chaetothyriales, Herpotrichiellaceae. The coding region runs from base 1 to 1275 and encodes 424 amino acids.
AUGGAUCAACGGGCUCAGAAGUCAGAUCCUAAUCAUCCUGACAACGAAAUGAUUGCCACUGUGCAUAAUGUCAAUACAGGCACGCCCUCUCCUGUCAUGGAGAGCGGGCUGCAGCGACUAAGACAUCUAACGUGGGCGUGGUUCACCUUCCCGAUGGCCACGGGGGGACUAUCAUUGCUGCUCUCACCGAAGAACCAACCACACACAUUCCCCGGUCUCGAAACCAUCGGCAAAAUUGUCUACAUCUGGGACUUAUGCGUCUUUACCCUCACGGUCACCGGUAUCACGUACCGCUUCGUCAAGUGGCCGCGCGUCCUGAGAUCCAGCCUCGUGCACCCGACAGAAUCGUUGUUCUUCGGCACCGCGUUCCUCUCCCUGGCCGGCAUCAUCAUCGGCAUAGCUCAAUACGGAAUACCUAACUGCGGCGACUGGCUCAUCGUCGUCUAUCGCGUUCUCUUCUGGAUUUACUCCGCCGCGACCCUCGUCGUCGCGGUCGGUGCAUAUUGUAUGCUGUUCACGAAUCCGAGGCUGAAGAUCCAGGACAUGACUCCCGCCUGGGACUUGCCGAUUUUCCCCUUUAUGCUCAGCGGGACCAUCGCCAGUUCGGGCAUCGAGUAUCAGCCCCACGAGUUCGCGAUGCCCAUGCUCUUCGCCGGUCUGACGGCUCAGGGCCUGGGCAUGCUGGUCUCGUCCUUCAUGUACGCCAGCUACACGCGCCGCAUGAUCAACUAUGGAUUCCCCUCGCCCGAGUCACGGCCCGGUAUGUUCAUUGCUGUUGGCCCACCGAGUUUCACCGCGCUGGCCAUCAUCGGUCUUGCGGACCAUUGGCCCAGUGGCUACGAGUACUUCGGCCCCGACGCCGUGACGGCGCAAGUGGUCAAGAUCCUCGCGUUGAUGAUGGCCGUUUUCAUUUGGAGUUUAUCGCUAUGGUUCUUUGCCAUCAGCGUCGUCAGCUGUCUGGCGGUCUACAAGACGUUCCAGUUCCGUUUGAACUGGUGGGCUUUUGUCUUUCCCAAUGUCGGUUUCACGCUCGCCACGAUCAAUAUCGGCAAGAGCUUACGGAGCGAGGCCAUCAAGUGGAUCGGGUCGGUCAUGACCAUUGGCCUCGUGGUGGUAUACUUCUUUGUGCUGUUCAAUCAUGCGCGCGCUGUGUGGAGGAAAGAUGUCCUCUAUUAUGGUAAGGAUGAGGAUAAUUACAAGAAAGAAAAGAUGGGAAAGAUGGAGGCGAGGGACGAGGAUCUGGAGAACUGUAAGUGCGUGGGAAAGGGAGAAUAG